CACCCCCCCAAGCUUAUAUACGCCCCCUGCCCUCUCCCGCCCUCCUGUUCCACCGCCUCUUCUCGUCGCCUUGGCAUCUGCAUCAGGAUCAUGUGAGAGAGCAUGCCUCCCACCACGGCCCGCCCCCCGUCGACGUCACUGUUCGCGCGCAUCAAGUCGCCCUUUGGCCCAAAGGCCCGCAGCCUCGCCGAGUACUACAUCAAGCCCGACGACCCCCACCGCCAAUACUCGCCCGGCGACUGCAUCACCGGCUGCGUUGUCCUCAGGGUCGUCAAGCCCAUCCGCGUCACCCACAUUGUCGUCUCGCUCCAUGGCUUCGUCCAGGUCUACAAGGCCCCCAACUCGCCCGGCGACGGCUACCGUGCCCACUAUGCCUCGAUAGCAUCGGGAAGGGGGAGCCGCGUUGGCGGCUAUUUCGGCAACGGCUUCGCCUCGCUGUUCGAGGAUGAGGUCGUCCUCUGCGGUGAGGGCCGCCUUGGCGAGGGCACCUACCAGUUCAACUUCGAACUCGUCUUCCCUAGCAAAGGCCUCCCCAGCAGCAUAGACUUUGAGAGAGGCACCAUAUCCUACAUGUUAACUUCCACCGUGACACGGCCCACCACCAUCAUGCCGACAACUUCGUGCGAUAGGAAGGUCUACCUUCUCGAGAAUGUCGACAUCGCUCCUCUUUUCCGGCCAAAGCCACGGGUGGUCACCCUGGAGCGCGUAUCACGCCGUUCAAAAGCAAAGAGCAAGGUCAAGAAAGGCGUGUCGUCGAGUACAGACCAUACAGCAGCCCUGACGCCUACGGAUUAUUCAAGGAGCAGCCGGGUAUCCGAGUUGGGCAGUACUGUUGACGAUGUAGAGGCUCCAGGGAGCCCCGCGCCAAGCGACACUAGCUUCGACAGUCAUUUAAGCAGUAGCGGUGCCGGCUCGUCCAACGGAUCCAAUGCAAAAGGUCCAGAUCUUGGCACGGCUAGUGCCGGAAAACCAGCUCUGGGCGACAAGCAUCCCAUCACAGCGACGAUAGAACUCUUGAAGGCUGGUUUUCUCCGUGGCGAUACCAUACCGCUCAAAAUCUCUAUAAAGCAUACCAAGCAUUUUCAGAAUCUCCGCGGCAUCAUUGUUACACUUUAUCGACAGGCGCGUGUGGACAUGCACCCUGCCAUUCCUGUCGUCAUGAACGCCAAAGGUGAAAAAGUACAGAACGAGGACUACUACCCCAAGUCGAAGACAGGCCUAGGAGGUCUGUCUCUUUCCUCUGCUGGAUCGACGCAUGUCUAUCGGAAAGACCUUUCCCAGUCAUUUGCACCCCUCGUCGUGGACCCGCGCACACGUACUGCAGAGGUCAAGGCCGUUGUGCGCGUUCCGGACGACGCCUUUCCAACCAUCACCACUGUUCCUGGGGCAAUGAUCAGUUUCAAAUAUUACGUUGAGGUGGUUGUUGAUUUGCAGGGAAAGCUUACCGGCCUCGACAAAUACUUCUCAAACUCGGGCAUGAUGCUAGGUGUACCCGCAUCAUAUAGCAAUGCUCCGGCGACCGGCCGAGCCGAGGAAGCCACUGCCAGUGUCUACGCCGCUUGGGGAGGCCACUUUCUGGACACGGAACCGCUUCGGAGAGACAAGGGAGUUGUAUCUUGUGUGUUUGAAGUCAUCGUCGGUACCAAAGACAGCGAUCGACGUAAAGGGAAGCGUAAAGCCGAUCCAGGGACUGAGUUCGAGCAAACACCCACUGAAGCAGAAAUCCACGACGCACAGCCCAGUGACGAGGAUAAUCUAACUAGACACAUUGUCUUAUAUUCAGACCACACACCCCAGUAUGAGGCUGCGCAACGCGACAACCAGUCUGCGUACCCUCGCCCUGAGUCGGUCGACGAAGAUAGCCUACCUGAAAAAGAACGCCUACGCCGUACAGAAAUGCGCCUUCUACCCAGUCAGCCCCCCCAGGGCGAGGCUUCCAGUGUGGCUGCCCUGCAUACACCUUCUGCGCCAAUUCUAACAGAGCAUGAUGCACCAGCGCAGCUAGCAUACCGUCUGCAUGCGGCACCUGUUGCUGAUGAUUCGGUUGCCGCGGGUCCCUCUGCUCCUCCGUUGUCUGCACUCGACGACAAUGCCGGCGAAAUGCGACAGUCACAUGCGCCAUGCUAUGAGGAACAGCAAAGCCCACAGGCAACGCAUCAAGGCAUGUCUUCCGCUACAGAUGACAAGCAUGAAUUGCAACGGCGCAGAUUAGAAAUGGAGCGAAGUUCUCCCCAAAACGAUCCUGAGGGAGACUUGGAGGCGGGGAGAGAACAGGCUAAUGUUUCAUCGAUUGCCCUUACCCCGACCGCGCCUAUAUUCACAGAAGGGUAUGUUUUAUCUGCUGAACAUUCGAUUGAUUUGCCGAGAUACGAGCGGUGAUUGGGAUUGCGGCGUUCUGGCGUGUUUUUCUUGGGAAAUCGAUUCUUGGCGCAUGAUUUUGUCGGCUUUUGGAAUUUAGCUGUUCUGCAUGGGCUCUGGUUUGGUUUGUUGAUACCCUAGCCCGGCCAUGGUGGCAUGGGCUUGCAAUAUGAUUGGGGAAUGACGAGAACGGAGCAUAUCACUAGCGUUGUGGAGUCUGCUCGGAAACUAUGUACGGAGUUGCUUGUAAUGGUCACAAG
Molecule: messenger RNA, 2618 nt
Organism: Aplosporella prunicola CBS 121167
Lineage: Eukaryota; Fungi; Ascomycota; Dothideomycetes; Botryosphaeriales; Aplosporellaceae
Exons: 2
Coding region: 103-2379 (758 amino acids)
Biological process (GO): ubiquitin-dependent endocytosis
Cellular component (GO): plasma membrane; cytoplasm; cytosol
Molecular function (GO): ubiquitin protein ligase binding; protein-macromolecule adaptor activity
Source: RefSeq, a predicted model, not a curated record